This is a messenger RNA of Trematosphaeria pertusa, 843 nucleotides long. RefSeq lists its product as uncharacterized. NCBI's taxonomy places the organism in Eukaryota, Fungi, Ascomycota, Dothideomycetes, Pleosporales, Trematosphaeriaceae. The record is from RefSeq and is a predicted model, not a curated record. The transcript has a single exon. The annotation marks the transcript as partial.
GACGCCAUUCCAGGCUUUUCACAAGUCGCCCCAAUGACGUGGGAGUACAUUCCCUCCCUCCCUCUCGACCCACUAUCAGGCAAACUCCCCCUCGACGCCCCCUCCCUCAUCAUCCUCUUCUCCUGGACCGGGGCCCACGGCCGCCACAUCGCCAAGUACACGCAGAUCUACCAGACGCUCUUCCCGACAACACGCAUCCUCGUCAUCACGACCUCCUCGCGAGACUUCUGGUGCCGGCCGUCAGCACGAAAGCAGGCGCUGCUCAAACCUGCCGUCGAACGCGUACAGGAAUACGAAGACCACUCAAGUAUCCUCAUCCACGCCUUCUCGGAAGGCGGGUCCAAUAAAGCCGUAGAGUUUGCGGAAGAAUACUCCCACGUCACCGGGACUCGGCUUCCAUGCACAGCUCUCGCAUUAGACAGUACACCCGGCCAUCCGCACUACCGGCGCCUCCUGACCGCAUUCCAGAAGGCCUUACCACCCAAUCCGUUCCUCAAAGCGACCGGCGUCGUGUUGUGCGGCGUCAUUCUCGGCCUCGUAUAUUUCACCUACGGCGUGUUCAAAGGCUUCGAGAACAACCUGAUCGCGCGCACUCGUCGCAGAGUAAAUGACGCCACGUCCUGGGACCAGCGCGCUCCGCGGUGCUAUCUCUAUUCCCGGGCUGAUGAUCUUAUCGCAUGGCAGGAUGUCCAGGAGCACAUGCUAGCGGCGGCGCAGAGCGGUGUCCCGGUUAUGGAUGUGUGUUUCGAGAAGAGCGCGCAUUGCAAGCACGCCGCGGAGGAUCCGGCGCGGUACUGGAAUGCGGUUGUGCUCACGUGGAGGCGCGCGCUGGGGCGCAAACUG